This is a messenger RNA of Nymphalis io (European peacock), 1293 nucleotides long. RefSeq lists its product as uncharacterized. The coding region runs from base 111 to 1067 and encodes 318 amino acids. NCBI's taxonomy places the organism in Eukaryota, Metazoa, Arthropoda, Insecta, Lepidoptera, Nymphalidae. The transcript has 2 exons. The record is from RefSeq and is a predicted model, not a curated record.
GUAGAAGGCAGUUAACGCCCCGACGCAAAUGUAACCGGCCGCAAGCGGAAAAUAGUUGCGUCUUAUCGUGAUAUCAAUAAAAAUAAACAAAAAAACUUGUAUACUCAAAAAUGGGUGUCUGUGUAAGGAUUGCUGUCCUGUUUCUUUUGGUUUCUGCAACUUAUGCUGUUCCUGCAAGAGACUUGAAUCGGGCUCCAAGGAUCGAUGACGAAAUAGGAGAUCUCAAGGCUGAAUCUUCAGAAAUCAUAUCAGAAGCAGUAGCUCCGCCGCCUAACUUAUACAAACAAGUUGAACCAGAUUUAUUAGCAGCUGCUGACCAAGCAGAACACUCAAUUGAAGUCGUCGGUGACUCACAAACAUUCUUUCCUUCAUUCGCUAACUUAUUUGAACCAAGACAACAAAAUAACUUUAGAUUGGGUUUCGGAAGCCAAGAAGCUGCCUACAGUCAACGACCCAAUUCAUAUAGGUCACUGUUAAAUUAUCCUCUAUUCGGAGGAUAUAAACCCUUGGAAGGCUUUGGAAAGAGUACGCCGGCUUCUGAGCCUGUAGUUGACGCUAGCACUAGUAUUCUAGGCUCUGGGAAUUUUGGUAUCAUUAGAGGAGGAACUUUCUUUGCACAAAACGAUGAAGAUGCUGAGUACAAUGAUAAUUUCAGUUCUUAUUAUAAUAAUGGACAUGGAAAGCCAUCCCUUAACGUCGGUUACAUAGCAAAUCCACGUCCCAAUUAUAAGCAAGACCAAUUUGCUAAUUUCAGAGAUUUUGCCGAUAUUAAUGCCCCUUCUAGUUCAGCAUAUUCACAUUAUGUAGUCGUAUAUGCGAACAGAAACGCCACGAUAGACGAAAUAAGUGAAGAAACGAAAAAUGUCUUAACAAAACCUAAAAAUAUCAUUGAAACUCUAGAACAGCUCGACACUCCUAGUCCGCCGAAGAAAAAAUCAAAAGGAAAGGAUAAAUUAGAAGCAACUAAACAAAAGAUGCUACACAAAAAGGAACAGUGGAAGAAAGGUAAUUCGAAAUACAUUAGCCAAAAACAUGACCCAGAAGAACCUUUAUUAGCUCUAAGUUAAAUCUAGUUUUUAUAUAAAAAAAAGACUUACGUUGUACACGUGUUCAUAGUGAUAAGCAUAGGAAAGAAGUAUACAAUUUUUGUCACUUCAAAGAUGUGAUAAAUGGCUCACUGUCUAAAUUAAUAAUAUAAGCGUAUAUAGUGUGCGUGCUGUGAAGAGUUUGAAUUUAUGGUAUUGAAUGUCUGCUAUUGUGUGAAAACUGAUUAAUAAAUUAAUUUCUUAAAUA